Messenger RNA from Sorghum bicolor (sorghum), 996 nucleotides. RefSeq lists its product as uncharacterized. The transcript is spliced from 2 exons. Bases 1 to 996 code for a protein of 331 amino acids. Lineage: Eukaryota; Viridiplantae; Streptophyta; Magnoliopsida; Poales; Poaceae. The record is from RefSeq and is a predicted model, not a curated record.
AUGCCUGAGAUUGUUUACCUGCUGCUCUGUGUGGACGAUAUUGUUCUCACUGCCUCUUCCCAGCAGCUCCUCCGCCGGGUCAUUGAUGCUCUGAUGAAGGAAUUCGCCAUGAAAGAUCUUGGCCCUCUCCAUCACUUUCUUGGCAUGGCAGUUCAGCGACAAGGCGACUCCUUAUUCCUCUCCCAACGUCAGUAUGCUCUGGACAUUCUGGCCCGCCAUGGCAUGAGUGGUUGCAAACCUUGUUCCACUCCGGUGGAUACAUGUGCCAAAGUAUCUGCUGAUGAAGGUUCUCCUCUUGCUGAUCCUACAGACUACCGUAGCCUUGUAGGCGCGCUUCAGUACUUGACAUUCACCAGGCCUGACAUUGCUUAUACAGUCCAGCAAGCGUGUCUCUACAUGCACAGCCCUCGGGAGAUUCACCUUGUUGCUGCCAAAAGGAUCCUUCGUUAUCUCCAGGGUACUGUUGACCAUGGCCUCAUCAUCCCUCGGACUUCUUCAUCACAGCUGGUUGUUUAUACUGAUGCUGACUGGGCUGGCUGCCCAGACACACGCCGCUCCACCUCUGGUUACGCCGUAUUCCUUGGUGGCAGCCUCGUCUCCUGGUCCUCCAAACGGCAGCCCACCGUCUCCCGUUCAAGCGCGGAGGCUGAAUACCGGGCUGUCGCCAACGGCGUUGCUGAGGCUACUUGGCUGCGGCAACUUCUCCAGGAACUACAUCAGCCCCUUACCUCCACCUGCCUAGUCUACUGUGACAACGUCAAUGCGGUUGACCUCUCCACCAACCCCGUUCAACAUCAGCGCACCAAGCAUGUGGAGAUCGACCUUCACUUCGUCCGUGAACGUGUUGCCAUUGGUGCUGUCCGCGUGCUACAUGUUCCAACCACUUCCCAGUUCGCUGAUGUUUUCACCAAGGGUCUACCCACUUCGGUGUUUCAAGAUUUUCGCUCCAGUCUGAAUGUCCACAGCUGCGACGUUCCGACUGUGGGGGGGUGUUAG